GCUCGCACCGCUCAUCUUAUCUCUUCCUCUCCGUCGCCGCUCUUCCAUGGCCCGCAUCCUCACCUCCGCCGUCCAUAGCCCGCAUCGGCACCGCCCCUACCAUCCCUCUCUCCAUAGCCUCCUUUCUCUCCACAGGUCGCCCCCCACCACCGCUUUUUUCCCUGGAGGAAUCCCGCUUCCAUUCGAGGCGAAAGGUUGCAUUUUUGCGCACUGGCUCUAUGGGAACGACGAUGAUGGUGCCGGCGUGUCAAGGCGGGAGGACCAGUGGAGAAUCUUCAUCGAUCUGCUCGUGCUGGAGGCCGCCAUCGCUGGCUUCUCUGGCCGCAACCUGGAGUCGCUGCAAGGGGCGCGGGAGAUCAUCUCCAAGCUGAGGCUGCUGCUCCAGGUGCAGCUCCGGAACCUGGUCUCCCUCCUCGGCUGAUGCGCCUCCUCCGCCGCUGGGGCUGGAGCCGGGCACAAGAUGCUCGUCUACCCGUACUUUCCCAACUGCAGCCUUGGACGCUUCCUUUGCGGUGAGUCACCUCCAUUCCAACCCUCGAGUUCUCCAUUAUCUGCCAUAGAAAUACUCCUGAAUUCAGGCCAGACUCAAACUCAAUUCGCUUAAUGUUAGAGUUCAUGUGGGGUUUUUGGUUUUGCCGUCAGGAUUCAUACGAUUUGUAGGGUAGCAGUAUAAUUAUCCGCUACUCCGAUCAACAGGAUAAUGGUAGUUUGGUCGUCAACUGUGCUUGUGCCAUAAAAAUUAUACUCCCUGAACACUGCAGUAUGUACAUAUGCGCAGAUUCCUGUUUGAUAAACUAUGGUGAAUGAGAAGCUAGCUAGCUUGUGCACU
Messenger RNA from Lolium rigidum, 829 nucleotides. RefSeq lists its product as uncharacterized. The transcript is spliced from 2 exons. NCBI's taxonomy places the organism in Eukaryota, Viridiplantae, Streptophyta, Magnoliopsida, Poales, Poaceae. The record is from RefSeq and is a predicted model, not a curated record. The coding region runs from base 47 to 421 and encodes 124 amino acids.